UUGCCAUCUCUUUUCUUCAUUAUUUAUUGGCCAACCACCACAUCUAAAACAAAGUACUCGGAUUCACAACCCAAAAUUUAAGCCUGAAUUAAUCAGCAAUCAGCACUCGAGACGCAAAGCUUUGAUAUCAAGGCUGGAACCAGCAAACGCAGACGCUAGCAAUAACUCAUUUUUGUUCGCUCACUAGCAAGCAACAGCAACCCAACAAACAAACAUAGCAAAAUGAUAAAACUUUUCACGCUGAAGCAACAAAAAAAAGACGGCGACCAAACGGCACGAGGUGGACAGCAAAAGAAGGCAUCAGCUGCGCAGCUACGCAUACAAAAAGAUAUCAAUGAACUGAACCUGCCAAAAACUUGUGCAACGGAGUUUCCAGAUCCCGAUGACUUGCUCAACUUUAAAUUGAUAAUAUCACCUGACGAGGGCUUCUACAGAGAUGGUCGAUUUGUAUUCAAUUUCCGUGUCGGCUCCAAUUACCCGCACGAGCCGCCGAAAGUGAAGUGUGCCACGCAAGUGUAUCAUCCCAACAUCGAUCUGGAGGGCAAUGUGUGCUUAAACAUUUUGCGCGAGGACUGGAAUCCUGUGCUAACCAUCAAUUCCAUUGUCUAUGGCUUGCAGUUUCUGUUUUUGGAACCUAACCCGGAAGAUCCACUUAAUAAAGAGGCCGCUGAUGUGCUGCAAAGUAACCGUCGUCAGUUUGAGUAUAAUGUGAAAAAGGCCAUGCGAGGCGGUUGCGUUGGCGAGACUUUCUUCGAAUGCUGUCUCAAGUGAUAUAGGAAAUCAAAAGAUUUUAAUUUAAGUUACGGCAUCUGUCUGCUACCUGCCCACAUAGUCUUCAUGGCGAUGAUGUCAGCUUACGGUGGAUGCGCUUUUAUUAGUUUUACACAACAACAAAAACACACACACUAACGGAUGCAACGGGCACAAAGGCAACAACAAUACCAGGCAGAUGGGCCGCUGAAGAAUACAACAAAAGCAACAUCAUAAUAAAAUCCAUUGCGAAACAAAAAUAAUAUCAUAUGAACAAGUCCAGUCAUCAAUUAUUUUUAUUGUUUUUGUUUUUUGCAUAAACAUGUUCUGUAACUCGGAAUAGUUGGGAGACAGUUCAAGUUUAUCAUAUAGAAAUCUCUAUAUAUGUAUGUGUAUGUUUCUUUGUUUGUCUUUAAAGCGCUGCAGUACUCCAGAUUGUGAUAUGAUUUCUAUUAAACUCAUCAUUUUACGCUUUUGUG
Drosophila busckii is the source of this 1229-nucleotide messenger RNA. RefSeq names its product nedd8-conjugating enzyme UbcE2M (gene UbcE2M). Lineage: Eukaryota; Metazoa; Arthropoda; Insecta; Diptera; Drosophilidae. The transcript is spliced from 4 exons. Bases 223 to 771 code for a protein of 182 amino acids. The record is from RefSeq and is a predicted model, not a curated record.